AAUUGUGCGGCAUUUAUACCCAGAUAUUGAAGCAUUGAGCUGCUACCUACCUGAAACUGUGAAAGUCAAGGAGUUGUGCGAUCGUUCUGCGACCAUUUCUUUCUCUGCUGUGGAAAUCGAAACAUCACUAUGGUCCUCAAAUAUUACUUCUCAAGCGUGACCUCCGAUCUUGGGACAAAAAAGCACCAGCAGAGGAUUGAGAUGAUCCUGUCAUCCAAGAAGUUUGAGUACGAACAAAUCGAUAUCGCCACCGACGAAGCAGCCAGGGAAAAGAUGAGGGAGAUGAUGAACGACCCUAAGGGCUUGCCUCCCCAGCUGUUCAACGACGAUACGUACCUAGGAGGCUUUGACAAGUUCGACGAGGCAGUCGAGGAUGAAACUUUGGAGGCAUUUCUGAAGGGUUAGGAGGUUUCCCAAAAUUGUCUUCAAAGCAGGACCUGUCUGAUCAGACAACUCUACUGUUGCAACUCAAAUAUGGCCUUGUUUACACGAAAAAGCCCAAAAAUUUGAUUCAAAAAUCUCGUUCUUGCCAAAGUCUGAUGAGAAUGUAAGUGUACUUGCCCAACAUGGCCAUAAUUUCUGAUUUCUUUUUAAUGAAAGGCUGAAGUGAGAUUUUUUUUUUAAGAGUUAUUGGUCGUGACAAAAAAGUACAGCAUGUGUGUCCUAAAAGAAAAGCAAUUUAGAUUAAAUUUAAAAAAAGAUACAAAGUUUUAGCAACAGUGAAACAGAAAACACUUCAUAAAAUAGCAGAAUUUUUAGGGUUUUUCAGUUAAAACAUUCCAGUUGGAUACAUGUACCUAAUUUCACAUUGCGCUGAAUUUAUACAUUCACAAAUAGUACAUUUUUCUGAGAAAGUAGGUCAUGAAUGUGGUGGAUUGGUCAAAACUGCCUUUUGAAACUUCGACAAAUCCUUAACUUAAGUAAACCUAAAACGGAAAAGUAACUCCAGAUUAUGCAAACAAAUUCUUGAAAAUCUUAAAUUCAGUCAACUUUCGUAUUCAAAUUGCAUCAUCAUGAACAUGAUUGUGAGAAAAAUGAUUUGUCAUAUUUUGUAUUUGUAAAAAAAAAAAACACCAUUGUGUCCUAUUUGAUUCAGUUUUUGAAAUUUUGUAUUUGCUCUAAAUUAAAAAAAAAAAAAUAGAAAUGUCAAAUUUCCCAGUUGCACAUUACUACAUGCAAUAGAUUUGCUUAAAAGAAUAUUGCCAAAAAAUUUGGUGGAAACUUGAAAAACUAGUACUGGAGCUGGCGUGGCUUUUAUGUCUUUAUAUGUCCACAUGUUCUUAUUUACAUAUUUCAAUUGAUGUCAAUAUUUCAAUUGCUGCGAACAUUUAAUUCAUUUUUAAUUCAUGUCGUACUGUCAAAAACUUCAAGGAAAAUUGUGAGACUCAUUUAUAAAGAUCAGUUACUCUUUUGCAUUGGUAUAAUUUUUCUACUAGUAAUCUUUUCAUGUACAUGUUGAAAAAAACAAAAAACAAAAAACCUGGCUGAAUUUUUUUAGGGUUUUGCAAAGCAUGCGUAUUGAAUAAAUAGUCAACUUAACUAGUUAAUGUGCAUUAGAACCAAAUAUUUUAUUUCUCCAUUUUGAAAUAAGACAGGGCAUUUAAUAUUUUCUUUUUAUGGCUGAAAAUACAUGUAAUUUUGAAUUUAAUGCAUGUGCUUCUUUUUGGUGCUUAGAAAAUUCGAGUUUGUCUUUAUUGUGUUAACCAAAAUAGUCUGGUCAGCUUUAAUAACUAUGGUAGGGUAAUCUUGGGUGUAGGAAUUGGAAUUUGGGUACAAGACCACCCCUGCUUGCUCCUAAGGGUUCCUGAGGACUACCCUGCUCAAUCCAACAGAAUCCAACUGCGCAAAAUUUUUAGUUUUCUGCUGGAUUCAACAGAGUCCAACUUGGCGUUAUUUAUCAGUACCCAACAGAAUCCAACUCAGAAUAUGUACAUUUGUACAAGGGGUUUACUGCUCAAUCCUACAGGCUCCCACAGGUUUAUGAUAAAGUUGGAUCCUGUUGGAUUCACUAGGGGUACUGUUGGACAUUCGUAACCUCUAGGGGGCGAUGUGAUAUACGUAGGUCAACCGAAAGGUUUCCUUUAAAUGUAAAAACUAGUUUCUUGCCGCAAGUGAUUUGAUUCAAUCUACCUGUGCUUUCUGUGUGCUUUUUUUGUCAACUUCAUAAAAUAGAAAUAGAAAUUCCACCUUUACGUGGACAGCGUUUUAUGUCAGCCAAAUGAAAUUGAGAAGCAUUAGUUUUUGUUAAAAUCAUUUUUACAUGCAAUAGUGUAUUCUGACUGUUUUUAUUGCAUUCUUUUCGAAAGAAUUUGUAACGUAUUGUGAAUUCAGUUCAUUAUUGUUGUGAUGUUACUUUUGAAGCCAAAGUGUAUAGUGCAGUGUAGCAUUCUUAAAAUUGCCUUCUAUGUGGACAAUUGCUAUGUGAGCAAAUCUUUUGAUAGUCGUACACCAAACUGGUGUGGCAGUUUUAUUUUGUAGCAUAUUUUGUAGUUUCUGCAAUUUUGUGUUCUUCUUAAAAUAAAAUGCUAUGUAACCAA
Messenger RNA from Patiria miniata (bat star), 2537 nucleotides. Its product is annotated as SH3 domain-binding glutamic acid-rich-like protein 3. The record is from RefSeq and is a predicted model, not a curated record. The transcript has 3 exons. Gene Ontology annotation, cellular component: cytoplasm. NCBI's taxonomy places the organism in Eukaryota, Metazoa, Echinodermata, Asteroidea, Valvatida, Asterinidae. The coding region runs from base 130 to 405 and encodes 91 amino acids.